This is a messenger RNA of Plasmodium relictum, 2838 nucleotides long. RefSeq names its product DNA replication licensing factor MCM3, putative (gene MCM3). Gene Ontology annotation, molecular function: ATP hydrolysis activity; single-stranded DNA binding; single-stranded DNA helicase activity. Gene Ontology annotation, biological process: double-strand break repair via break-induced replication; mitotic DNA replication initiation; DNA strand elongation involved in DNA replication. Gene Ontology annotation, cellular component: MCM complex; nucleus. Bases 1 to 2838 code for a protein of 945 amino acids. Lineage: Eukaryota; Apicomplexa; Aconoidasida; Haemosporida; Plasmodiidae. The transcript has a single exon. The record is from RefSeq and is a predicted model, not a curated record.
AUGGAAAGCAUGAGCAUAGAAAAAAAUAGCACUCCUUUAGGGAGGCCUGAUUAUAGAACAAUGAACUCCGAAUUAAAUUAUACUUUAAUGGAUUCAUCAAUUAAUCAUUCUUCUAUUUUAGAUAAUUCUAUGAGAGUUGAAAAAGACAAUAGAGAAAGAAGAUUACAAAAAAUAAGCGAAAAUAUAGUUAGUGAAUAUGAAUCAGGUAGGCAAAGUGUCGUUUUUACACAACAAAAAUAUAAACAAUUAUUGGAAGGAUUCCUAUUAUUUGUUCAAACAAAUAAAUAUAUUCAUCAAAAAAUUACUGAAUUAAGAGAAGAAGCAACAGAUGAAUAUAAUAGAAUGUUAAAUAAAAAUAUACCAAAUAUAAUAAUACAUCAAAGGCUAAUAUGUAAUAUUAAUAACUUUCAAACAGGUAAUGAGCAAUUUGAAUUGUUAGCUAAAUGUUUAAUUAAAGAACCUUAUUUAGCAUUACCAGCUUAUCAAGCAGCAAUUAAAGAAUUAUGGAAAUCUCAAGAAGGUAAAAUAGAAAUUGAUCCUCCUAAAAUAGGAAUCUGCGGUUGGCUAGGUAGGCAUCAUGUAACACCAAGAGGAUUGCAAAGUUCCAUGUUAAACAAAUUAGUAGCAGUUGAAGGAGUUGUGAAUAAGUGUUCUACAGUUCAACCAAAAUUAGUACAAUCUGUUUAUAUAGGAGAAGCAAUUCAAGAUAUUAAUGCAGAUAUUAGAAGUGAUGAAAAAACAGUCCAUUUAAGACCACAUUAUGAUAUUACUGAUUUUGAUAAAACAGCCAAGGAUUCAGGUAGACCCCCUGCAUCAGAUCCUGAAGGAAGAAUUAUGCAUAGACACGAAAUAGGAUUAUGUAAAUAUAAAAAUCAUCAAAAAUUUGUUAUUCAAGAAACACCUGAAGAUGCACCAACGGGGCAGAUGCCUAGAUGGGUAGAAGUAAUAGUAGAAGAUGAUUUAUGCGAUAUAGUGAAAUGUGGUGAUAGAGUAAGAGUAUGGGGAGUCUAUAGAGCAAGCUGUGGUCAAGCCAAUAGUUCUAAUAGUGGUUUAGGGAGAUCUUUUUUAAUAGCAAAUAACAUAUUAGUAAAAAAUAAAGAAACUUAUGACUCUAACUUAUUUAUAUCAGAAGCAGAUAAGAAAAACUUUCAUGCAUUUGCAAAAAAAGAAAAUACAAUUGAUAUUUUAGGUUACUCCUUUGCCCCUUCUAUAUGUGGACAGGAUAUAGUAAAAAAGGCUAUCAUUCUAAUGUUAGCGGGUGGAACAGAGCGUGCAUUACCUUCUCAUCAUAUUAGAGGGGAUAUACAUAUAAUGUUAGUAGGAGAUCCUAGUUGCGGUAAAUCUCAACUAUUACGUUAUGUUAUGAGCAUAAUGCCUGGUACAGUUUCUGCUACUGGAAGAGGAUCUUCAGGAGUUGGUUUAACUGCAGCAAUAGUUACUGAUCAAGAUACAGGAGAAAGAAUAGUAGAAGGGGGUGCUAUGGUUAUGGGAGAUAGAAGAGUAGUGUGCAUUGACGAAUUUGAUAAAAUGCAACAAACAGAUAGGGUAGCCAUUCAUGAAGUUAUGGAACAGCAAACUGUUACAGUCGCAAAAGCAGGUAUACAUACUACUUUAAAUGCUAGAUGCACGGUACUAGCUGCUGCUAACCCUUUAUAUGGAUGUUGGAAUGAUGCUCUUGAUAUGGGACAGCAGCUACAGUUUGAGCCAUCUCUUCUUUCUCGUUUUGAUUUAAUUUUUUUGGUGAGAGAUAGUGCUACUGAAGAAGAUGAUGAAAGAAUUGCAGAAUCUGUCCUUCGAAAUGUUACUGAAAAAGCUAAACCAAUUAUGAACGAAAGCAGAAAUAACCAAAAGAAUUUUGUUAUUCAAGCUGAUAGUUAUGAUAUAAACCCUAAAGCACAACACAUAAGUGUUUUUAAUGAAAGAGAUGUAAACAAAAAUAAUGACAGUAAUCAAGAAAAUGAAGAAUUUGAAACUCCAAUUUUUGCUAAUAGAGAUGAAAUGAUUUAUUUUGAUAAAAAUGGUGUAGAACAUGAAAUUUUAACAGUUCCCUUUUUUAAAAAAUACCUACAUUACGUUAAAAACAUUUUUUAUCUUGAAAAACAAAGAAGUGAUGGAUGGAAACCUUAUCCAGAAGUCAGUGAUGAAGCAUGUGAAGUUAUUAUUGAGUUAUAUGCAGAUUUAAGAGAAAGAGCUUCUAAAUACUCACACAACAAACUUAUACAGGGAGUUACUCCAAGAACUUUAGAGGCCAUUAUUCGAAUAGCGUCUGCUCACGCAAAGCUAAAAUUAAAUAGAUAUGUUACUAGUGUUGAUGUAAAUUAUGCGAAAAAAUUAUUAUUGUAUACCCUGUUUGGAGAAGAAAUUGUUGAAUCAGAUGAGGAAGAAGAAGAAGAAGAAGAAGAGGAAGAAGAGGAAGAAGAAGAAGAGGAGGAAAUGAUAAAAAAAAAGAAAAGACAAAAAGCAAAAAGGGCAUCGAAAAAAAGAGCCAAUGAAAAAAAAGAUGUAAUAAAUAAAAAGAAAAAAAGAAAAGGUGAAGCAGAAUCAAAAGAUAUGGAGAAUUAUAUGAUAAAUGAUGAACAAAAAAAAAAGAAUACGCCAUCAUUAGAUGUUAAAGAAAUAGAAAGAUUAAUUGUUGAAAAUGUAACAUUAAACGAUCCUGGCGAUGGACUAAAAGAUGUGGAACUUUUAGAUUUGAUUAUAUUAGGAAAUAAAGAUAAAAUGCCAGAAUUAGCAAAUCUUGAUAUUAAUCAAUUACGUAAAAUAAUAAAUUCAUUAAAUGAAAUGGAUGGAGCACCUAUUUAUUAUGUAAAAAAAGAUAAAAUAGUAUAUAGAUGUUAA